Ostrea edulis (European flat oyster) is the source of this 1471-nucleotide messenger RNA. Its product is annotated as trichohyalin-like. The transcript has 12 exons. The record is from RefSeq and is a predicted model, not a curated record. NCBI's taxonomy places the organism in Eukaryota, Metazoa, Mollusca, Bivalvia, Ostreida, Ostreidae. Bases 38 to 1408 code for a protein of 456 amino acids.
UUCUUUCACGGUGACACUGAGUCUCCGAGAGUUUACUAUGACGUCACAAUCGUUGCUCGCGGGAAAUUUUGUAAACAAACAGAAAAGACCUUGUCCAGGUAUGGAGACGUCUAGCAGUAAUGAGUCGGAUUCAGACAGUGUUGAUGAAGUCGUGAUCCAGCGUUAUCUGAAACAGGAUCUCAAGUCCGGCCUGACUCAGGGGAAAGCACUCCUCCGACGUCAGGGCGGGAUAAAGGCCCAACCCGGUCAUUAUCAGUUGAAUGAUUGUCGUCAUGCUGUGGUGAACUACAAAGGACUGGGUUACCAGGGAAAACACUGGGAGGCUUCAUCACAGACCGGAAAUCUGGAGAGGGCCACCCGACGUCUCACCGCCCACGCCGUAGACAGAGAGAUGGAUGAGGAGCAGCGAAAGCGAGCCUUUCACGAGGCGGAGACAGCGCGGCUCGCCAGGCAGAUCAUCCAGCCCCUUCUGGACGAAUUCAACGACACCAUCACCAUCAGCGUGAGAGAAAUGGCGGCAGAAAAGAGAGUCCAAACCCAUCAACAGGAGGUGGUCAAGGACACAGUGCAGUGUGAACUGGUUCACAAAGAGAACGCUAAACUGGUGGACAGAAUGGCCGAGGAAGAGCGCGAGCACCAGCUCAAACUGCUGCUAGCCAUGAAAGAUGACACCGCAAAAACGGCAAGUAUUGACUCCUUGGUGGACAGUAUGGCAGAAACCAAUCACAAACGGUCACUCGUCAACACGGAUCUGGAGGAGGCCUCAGAAAGGUUAAAGGAUGAUGAGAAGGAGACAGACGUAGAGUACAACAAGGCGGUGGGAGAACUUCUGGACCAGUCCCUGCUGACUGUAGUGCAUGAGAACCACCGGGACAUGCUCAGGGAACAGGCUGAGCAGGCUAGGAAGGAGAAGAUUGAGAUGCAGAAGAUCUUAGAAAAUGAUAAGACUGUCUCAGCCAACCAACGGAAGUUCAGCAGAGCGCUGAAGAGGCUUGUAGCGACAUACAAUGAGCUCGAGAGUAAGAUGAGGACGGAAGAGGAGUCACUGAGGCAGUAUAACGAGGAUCUCAAGUUUUCUGUACAAGAGGACAUUGUCAGAAUGGCACGCAUCAAGUGGACUAACAAGGUUUUCUCUGAGGAGAAAUCACGACGGAUCCUGGAGGAGGAGGAAUCCAUUCACAAGGAGAAUCCGGCGAGGAACGCCAUGAUGAACAUGAUGAACAGAGUACAGAGACAGAUGAUGCUCCAGAAGUUCAAAGGCAAAUGGGUGAACAUUACAAGUAAAAAGAAAGCGGAUAAUGUGGAUAAAGACGACGAAGAAAACCUAACUGAACGGGACCGCAAACUCCGGAUGAUUCGAACUAAGAACCGCAAAGAAACGAAAGUUGUCAGAUGGGAAGAUGAAUAAGGUCUAAAGCUGUCCACUUCUAUUUUGUAUAAUGUGCUCAAGAAAUAAAAGAAAUGCAGAAUU